CAGAGUGGAUCUAUAAUCUUUGUCUCCGAUUAAAAAGUAACUAUUAAAAUAAUUCCAAACCGAUGAUAAGAGCUAAGAUCUGUAGCGAAUAUCCAUUUGGUGUCAUUCAGAUUUGUCAAAAUCAGAUCCACGAGAGAAAAUGAUCAGAUUUUUCUGUGAUUACUUUUGAUUAAUCUGAUAACAAAGUCAGAUAUUAAUUGAGAAUUUUUGGUAAUUUACUAUUAUUUAGGGCAAUUUAAAAAAGGUUUAAUUAUUAAAUUUCUAUCAUCUGCUCGUGAUGCUCCAUUGCAGCAGGCUCGGCUUCAAAGUUCACAGUUCAUAGAGGCUGUCCCGCUCACAAGGAGCCGCAUUUUCUAGUCGCGACGCCACCCGAGAGGCGCAGAACUGCAGCUUCGGCACACCGCGGCGAACAGCUUCGUCUCGCGACCACCAUGUUGAGGAGACCUCUGCUAACCGCCACAAAGCGAGGCGCGAGCCUUCUGCCGCGUGACGACGCGACAAAAGUGGCGGCGGCGGCGGGGGGAGCUCCUUCGAUGCUCCUCGCGGAGCUUCGCCGCCACCAAACAUCCCCCGCCGUGGGUGUCGACAAAGUGAAAACUCUGGACGAUUUGGGGGGACCAAGCUUCCUGACCACCCUAAACUGGCUGUUUCUUAAAGGGUAUUUUAAAAAGACGCAGCAACUGCAGAUUGAACACAGGAACAUCUAUGGUCCCAUUUGGAAGUCUAAAUAUGGCCCUUUGGUUGUGGUGAACGUGGCCAGCGCCGACCUCAUUGAGCAGGUCCUGAGGCAGGAGGGGAAAUACCCGGUCCGGUCGCAAAUGCCCCACUGGAGGAGCUACAGGGAGCUCAGGAGUAAAUCCCAUGGACCUCUGACAGAGUUGGGGGCCAAGUGGCAGCGCAUACGCAGUAUCUUGAACCCCCGGAUGCUAAAGCCUGUGCACGUGUCGUCUUACACAAACACCCUUAAUGAUGUGGUAACAGACUUUAUCGAGAGAAUUUCCUGGCUGAGGGCCACCGGUGACCAGGGUAUCACAGUCAAUGACCUGACUGGAGAACUCUACAAAUUUGCUUUUGAGGGCAUCUGCUCAGUGUUGUUUGAGGCUCGCAUGGGCUGCAUGAACGAGGUGGUGCCAGAAGAAACGCAGAAGUUCAUCUUUUCCGUUGGUGAAAUGUUUCGUCUCUCCCCCAUCGUCGUCCUCUUCCCCAAAGUCUUCUGGCCGUAUUUGCCUGCCUGGAAACAGUUUGUUGCGACCUGGGAUCACCUCUUCAGUGUCGCCGAGGAUUUGGUGAAGAAGAAAAUGGAGGAGAUCCAGCAGGAUGUGGAAACGAACAAGGAGGUGGAGGGAGCGUACCUCACACACCUGCUGCUCAGUGACCAGAUGACGGUCACAGAGAUCCUGGGCAGCAUGACGGAGCUUCUGCUGGCUGGAGUCGACACAACGUCCAACACAAUCUCCUGGGCUUUGUAUCACUUAGCCAAGGAGCCAGAAAUCCAAACCAAGUUGUAUCGGGAAGUUAUCGAUGUUUGUCCAGGAGACAAGGUGCCGACCAGCAGCGACAUCAGUCAGAUGCCGUACCUUAAAGCCGUCAUCCGAGAGACGCUGAGGUUGUAUCCAGUGGUCCCAUCAAACGCACGCGUCACUGUGGAAAAUGACAUCAUAGUUGGAGGUUAUGUCUUCCAAAAACAGACGUUAUUCCACCUUUGUCACUAUGCCGUGUCCCACGAUGAGAGCAUUUUUCCCGAUCCGCACACCUUCCUGCCUCAGCGCUGGCUCAGAGGACUGGAUGAUAAGAUCAAGCAGCACCCUUUUGGUUCGGUGCCGUUCGGCUUCGGGGUGCGGGCGUGUUUAGGCCGGCGGGUUGCUGAGCUGGAGAUGUACCUUUUACUGUCCAGGCUGCUGAAGAGUUAUGAGGUCAGGCCCGACCCUGCUGGAACCGAAGUGAAGCCCAUCACCAGAACCCUGCUGUGUCCUGCUGAACCCAUAAACCUACAGUUCCUGGACAGAAAGGCUUAGGAGAUGCUCUGAAUGAAGGCAGCAACCUCCCUGUCAGCUGCAUUAGCAUGCACACUGUGUCGUCCUUCUUUCACCAAGAUCCUGUUUUUAGAGAGUUCACGUCCAGAACACUAAAAAGUGCAAAAACUGAGUAGGAAAAGCAGGAUUUGCCAGGUAGAACACAUGCUGACCUAAAAUACGGUAGAUUUUCACCUACUGCUUAAUCACUUUCUUUGCUACCAAGAUUUUCAAGUGAUACUGUUUUUUUCUCUGUCUCUUCUGUGUCGCAUUUGCAUUUUUUUUCAUGUUUGUGUUUUUCGUUAAAUAACUUUAUAUGCUCUAAAACUAUUUCUAACCAAUUAAAAAGGAACUGUGUGCGAACCAA
Molecule: messenger RNA, 2379 nt
Organism: Oryzias latipes (Japanese medaka)
Lineage: Eukaryota; Metazoa; Chordata; Actinopteri; Beloniformes; Adrianichthyidae
Gene: cyp27a3
Product: cytochrome P450 family 27 subfamily A member 3
Biological process (GO): glucocorticoid biosynthetic process; C21-steroid hormone biosynthetic process; cellular response to peptide hormone stimulus
Cellular component (GO): mitochondrial inner membrane
Molecular function (GO): iron ion binding; heme binding; oxidoreductase activity, acting on paired donors, with incorporation or reduction of molecular oxygen
Source: RefSeq, a predicted model, not a curated record